CAGCCUAUCUGACCUGGUGGAACAGGCAAAUCUCAGGGAGAGGCCACCCCACAGAUGGAUCUUUCAGUAGAAACGCUGUACACUUUAAUGCAAGAGCGCCAGAAAAGGUAUGCCAAGUACGCCGAGCAGAUCCAGAAAGUCAACGAGAUGUCCGCCAUUCUCCGCCGCGUCCAGAUGGGCAUUGACCUAACGGUCCCACUGAUGGAGAGGCUGAACAGCCUGCUGCCCGAGAACGAGCGGCUGGAACCCUUUUGUAUGAAACCGGACAGGGAGCUCAAGUUAUAGCUUCCAUCCAGCCCUCUCUUCUCAGGCUUGACUGCAGGACCUUGCUUGAAGCUUCAGGCUCAGGGUGAUUAAAAGAAUUACGGUGAUUUCCUGCCCAACACAAUUCCAUAUGCAGACUGGAAACUGGUUGGAGGAUAUCGCCGUGGGGGUCUCGUCUAAUUGCUGUCAUCCAUCUUUGAGCUGAUUACCAAGCUUUUCCUUCCACAAGUUUUUGGGGCUGACAUUGUUGGACAUUUGAUAGUGUGCCACUUUCUCCCCCCACUUCUUUUUUGUUUUAUGUAUAUUUAAAAAAACCCGUUUGCUAUUCUAGCAUGGUGCAUUUUUUUUUUCAUUUGAAAUCGUUUUGAUAACUUGUUGUAUUGUUAUUGGGAACUCCUAUGAGUGCCCUGUUUGAAAUAGUAGCAGAUGCAUAUUUAAUAAACAUUACACAACGUUGCUUACAGAAGAGGCAUUUCAAUUUUUUACUUGGAAAGUCUGUUCUAAUCACCAGGAAAAGAUUUAGCUGUAAUUCCGAAAGUCCCUAACUUUUGGUUGCUCUUCUCUGCGAAAUGUUCUAUUUCGAUGGAUUUAUUUCCAGAAACUAAACCAUCGUUUAAGAAAGGAAUACAUAUUAAAUGCAAUAAAACUGCAUUCAUAUUUUAUUGUAUAACAACUCUAGUCAAGAA
Pseudonaja textilis is the source of this 950-nucleotide messenger RNA. The record is from RefSeq and is a predicted model, not a curated record. Lineage: Eukaryota; Metazoa; Chordata; Lepidosauria; Squamata; Elapidae.